Cottoperca gobio is the source of this 3336-nucleotide messenger RNA. RefSeq lists its product as uncharacterized. The record is from RefSeq and is a predicted model, not a curated record. The transcript has 4 exons. The coding region runs from base 1 to 1695 and encodes 564 amino acids. NCBI's taxonomy places the organism in Eukaryota, Metazoa, Chordata, Actinopteri, Perciformes, Bovichtidae.
AUGAACAAGAGGAAGACUUUGGACUGGGGCAGUACCCUGAGCCAGAACAACACCCUGAACCAGACCGACACAGAGGAAGACCCAGAGGCCUGUGACAUCCUAUUUGAACCACCCAUUACAGAGGAGUCGAUAUUAGAGCAGUGUAUUAGAGAAGAGGCAAUGUCAGAUGUUUCCAAUGAAUCCUGCCACGACCAUGAGCCGGAUGAAAUGGACGACUGCCUGGAAGUUGAGAAUGCAGCAGGAUCCCCAGACAGUGAGGCAGAUGAAAAAUGGAGAUCAAUAUUCUCUUCUUCUAUAAAUAAAGAAGAUGAUGACUCAUAUUUGGACAGUCUUCAGCUGAGUGCACAGGAGCUCUUUGUGCAGAAAGUUGAGGUGACAGACCUUGAGGAACAUGACAACAACAACAUUGAAGAAGUCAGUUUUGAGGUUCCACAAGUGGAAGAAGUUCUGGAACAACCUGAGGAUAUCAUUUCCUUUCCUUCCACUCCACAAGAGGUUAAAUAUAACCCUUUAGGCCUUCAAGGUUUGUCCAAAAUCUCUGAAGAUGAGAGUGAAAAUGGCAGAGAUGCCAAUCAUAACCAUGCCACCCAUCAAAAGCACGUCAAUGCAGAUUUGAACAAGAAGCUACCUAAAGACUUCUGUGUGAUACAAGAGACCAAGAGCAAGAAUGUUAGCACAGAGCAUGUGGACUUCCAGCUGGCCCGUAAACAGUGGCGGGAAAUGGAGGAGCAAACCAUGAACAAGAUUGUCUUACCUACAACCAAGCAGCCCGGCUUCCAUGGCAGCCACAGCUUCAUGUACACACCGGUCCGCAACAUUGAAAGAACUCACAAGAAAGCUAAUGAUCUGGAGAACUUGAAUCUGGUUGGUGAUUAUCCUCUCACCCAAUUCAGCCCUUGCUCAGAGGAUUCUGGCCUGGAUGAUUCCAGUUACAGGUCCCCGUACGAUGACCCAGAAACAACAGUGGAAAGGGAGAUUCGUAUGUCAAUGGAGAGGGAGGAAAGCUUCAGGAGAGAAAAGGGCCUCUCCAGGAUGGGAAAGUCCACUGAUUGUGCUCCAUCACGAAGUAUGCCAAGAUCUAUAAGCACUCCUCUGACACCAUCAUUCAUCAUUACAUCCUCACCUAGUAAGGAACCACUGAAACGUGAAGUAUCCGCAAACAACGUUAUCAUUUUCGACCCGAGAAAUGGCAAAGACAACGUGAUGGCUCAGUCCGGCGACUGGUGCUCUGAGGACAACAGCUCCAACCUCAUCAUCCUAGAGACAUCCAAUCUGAUUAUCCGCAGUGCCUCUGAGUUCUCACUCAACAAAGCCUGUGAGCAAACCCAAGAAAAAAUGUUCCUGAACAACCCUUUUUUCAAGCUGCGUUCAAGAAGCACAAUGUCACUGGUGGAUGAAGAGAUUAAGAUGGUGAAGCAGAGGGAAGAUGAUCUGAGGAAAGAGAGGGUGAAUCUUUAUGGCACAGACCGGUUCAAUAACGAAAGGAUAUUGUCGAAUCACAUGGACACUUUGGCGUUUGACAAUUCAGCAGUGAAGUGCAAGUCCUCUCCAUCAUCGCCAAUGAAAACAACCUACAGGAUGGAUCGCUCUGCUUUAUCCUGUGAUCACAGAUUUCCAGACAUCUACUCAGGAGGAAGACGCAAGAGUGCCAUGGCUCUGCGCUGGGAGGCUGGCGAGUUUACAAAAAAUGACUGAAGAGGACCUAGUCAACAGUUUGCCAUAUAAGGGCAUCAAUUGUCAAUGUUAUACUCAUUCAAGUUUAAUGCAGUGUUGCAAUUGUUUGUUUCAUCUUGUGACAUAACCUAAACUCUCUGCUUCUGUGAUGCUUUGGGCAAAACUAGCAAGAUAAUGAGAAUGUAUAUUUUGGACAAAUCGCAUAUUGAACUCGUACGGUUUUAUACUGUACCACGCAUAAAGAUAACACUUGAUUCUGGCCAGAGGCUGUAUAUUAUAUUCGGACCCACGUGGCUUAGACGUGUCCUCAUCCCUUUUGAAUCAACACUCAUCGCCGGAAGGCUGCUGGUUUCAGCUCUUACUAGGCUACAGCUUCUACUACUUGUUGGAGUAGUAAAGUAAUGUUUAUCACCAUAUUGACAAGGACAGUGCCAACACACAGUUUCCAUUUAAAACUAAUUGAGUAUACAAUACUAACUAUUUUGAACUGUGGCAGGUGAUGAUGGAAUAAAAGAGACAAACCCAGUUUAUCAGCUUAUGUGUCAUGCAAUAUCGUUCAAUAACUGCAUGCCUCCUUGUGGAUGAUCACUUGCCUGUUGAAGAACUGUUUGAAAGAUCAAAUCUAGAAUCUCAGAAAAACUGCAAGUGGAAGAAAAUAAAAUUCUAAAAUAUCUGGCCUUAUUUAUGAGGAUCGUAUUAAAGGAUGCGACUCUCUUAAUGCAGUUCUCACAUGCCAUAUGUACAUCAACAGAGUUAUUGGUCGCUGUGAUCAGAAAGUUCAGCCGAAGCUAAUACGAGGCUUAAAGCAGAGACAAAUCAAGUGGCCAUCGAAUGUAAGUGUAUUGCUAAUAUAAUACUGCCUGUAGUGUUAUUGGUCUUGUGUUGAAUAAUGUUUCUCCUGUUAAUAUUGUUUUCUGUAGCGCUGCCUUCUAAGUUAUGAGAUAGGGUUUAAUUAAAAGUAUCGCUGGGGUAAGCUUUAUGCCUCAAAGGAUAGAUGUUAAAAGUUGCAGCUAAAGUUGUGUUGAGAUUAAAGUUGUUUUUUGUCACUUGGGGGGGCAACAGAAACAGGCUGUAAACAAAACAUUAUCAUAUAUUAGCAGAAAACACAUUUACACACCAAACAGAGCAGCAUUAUCACUCAUGUGGACUCAUGUAGUCCUAGUUUAGUGUCUAACUGUCUCUUGUUAGCUCGUAUUAACUGUCUGUUUCAGCUGGUGACGGAGCAGGCUUCAGCUGAACAUCAGAAUGCAUUCAGGACUGUGGUAUUUAUAUAUAUAUAUAUAUAUAUAUAUAUAUAUAUAUACACACACAUAUAUAUAUAUAUACACACAUAUACAGUGUAUUCAUACUAGGAAGAGAUUGCCUCAAGGCCAGUAUUAACAGGAGGGAGGAUGCAAGUGACCAAUAAGUCUUUCAACAUACAAAUGACAUGUGACUCACUGAUGCACCGCUGUCUUAAAUAUGAACAGCUGUAAUCAGGAAACUCCGUAACUCACCCAAAGUCAGCAGAGCAGCCGGACGAUAUCAGAGGGGAAACUAUAAAACAUUUUCUCCAUGAAAUAUGAUCCAGUCUCACCAAAAUCAACUUAAAGUAAAGCCUUACGCACUUCUCCCGAGAGAUUACUCUGUGCAAGCGCAGAUGUCGGGGGGAACAGAGACGUA